CGAGAUGGCGGCGCGCGAGGCGGCGGCGGAGCGGCGCGGGCCCGGCUCUGGAUGAGGGGCGGCCGCAGGCUGCGGGAGCGGCCGCCUCGGCCCCUGGAGCCCCGCGACCCCCGGCGAGGCCUCCCCGCCGGGGCAGGACAGUAUUGGAGCAGCCUACCUAAUGAUCCACCUUCCUGACUCUUCCUAACUUAAAGCCUGGAAUAUAAAAAGUGAUUUAAAUGCCAUAGCAUAUUUGAAAUCAAGCUGUCCUUCCAUGGAAUACUCAUGGCCUGAGGAAAAUGUCACAGGGCUGCCUUCUCUUCUCACCAGAAGGAAGGGUUUCUUACCAUGGCCAUAACACAGUUUCGACUCUUUAAAGUCUGUACUUGCCUGGCAGCAGUGCUUUCGUUCAUUAAAAAGUUAAUAUGCAGUGCUCAUGUUUUCAGAGCUUGGAGGAAUCCUACAUUUUUUUUUCAGGUCUGGAAGAGGGCGAAAGUUAAGUGGAGACCAAAUAACUUUGCCAACCACAGUGGAUUAUUCAUCUGUUCCUAAGCAGCCUGAAGUAGAAGACUGGUCUUCAUGGGAUGAAGAUGCACCUACAAGUGUGAAGAUUGAAGGUGGCAAUGGUAAUGUGGCUGCUCAGCAAAAUUCUUUGGAACAAAUGGAACCUGAUUAUUUCAAAGAUAUGGCACCAACUAUAAGAAAAACUCAAAAAAUAGUUAUUAAAAAACGAGAGCCUUUAAAUUUUGGGAUUCCAGAGGGAAACACAGGAUUCUCUAGCCGAUUAGCAGCCACACAAGAUAUUCCUUUUAUUCACCAAUCUCCUGAACUGGGAGACCUGGAUACUUGGCAAGAAAAUACAAAUGCCUGGGAAGAAGAGGAAGAUGCUGCUUGGCAGGCAGAAGAAGUUCUUAGACAACAGAAGAUAGCGGAAAGGGAAAAAAGAGCAGCAGAACAACAGCGAAAGAAAAUGGAGAAAGAGGCACAAAGGCUAAUGAAGAAGGAACAAAACAAAAUUGGUGUAAAACUGUCCUAACAGAAGCCACACAGCAAUGGCAGUGCCAGUAAAAAGAGAAUUUCAGCUCCACAAGAUACAUAUUGGUAUUGAUUUAACUAUUUAUAGGACUUCAACACACUGCUUGGUUUCAGUGCAUUCUUCAGAUCAUCUUGGAAGCCAGGAUUUUCCCAAAACAUCUUGAACUACUAGUAUGUAGUUCUUAAAGAAGAAAAGCCCUACAGAAAAUCAUGCCUUGAUGGAAUGUUUCCUGCAAUAGUUCUUUUCCAGCACCCUUCUUUGCAGCAAGUGAUUGACAAGGAUGUUGAUUGAAAAACACUCUAAAUGAACAGCUCAAGCCUAGGGAAAAGAAUGUAAAUAUUGAGUGGUGGGAAAUCUACCUGUAUUGUCUGUGCUUACCUGAAACAUGUAAUUAAACAGUUUUAAAGAACCUUUUGUUUCCUGCCUGAUAAAAAAGUCUGCUUUUGCUCUUUUAUGAAAGUAUUUGUAAACACUUGAAAGUUCUCCAUGGGAGAUCAUACUGUGUAGAAGAAAAUAACUUAUUAUGGAUGACCUGCAAGUCAAAAUGUGCUCCUGGUAGGUUAUGCAGGUGAACACUGAAAGUGGAUUUCUUCUCCCUUUGUCACUUGCAGCUUCCUAUGCUCCUGUUUCACUUGACACUGCAUUGACUGCCAGCAGUGGCAUCACUACACAGGAGUGGUGCAGCCUACAAAGGGUUGAUGUGAAUGUAAGGGAGCAUUUUAGUCAUUUACUUGUAUUGGUAAAUUUGUAUUUCUAGCAGAAAUUCUUAUACUUUCUAGAGAUAGGAAUCCUCACACCUUAUAGUUGUUGCAUAGUUGGCGUAAUUGAGAAGAAAAAUUGUGUCUUCUGCUAAUAAAGCUAGUGUGAAAAUUCUCA
Zonotrichia albicollis (white-throated sparrow) is the source of this 1891-nucleotide messenger RNA. The record is from RefSeq and is a predicted model, not a curated record. Lineage: Eukaryota; Metazoa; Chordata; Aves; Passeriformes; Passerellidae.